Pocillopora verrucosa is the source of this 4693-nucleotide messenger RNA. Its product is annotated as constitutive coactivator of PPAR-gamma-like protein 1 homolog. The record is from RefSeq and is a predicted model, not a curated record. Gene Ontology annotation, cellular component: nucleus. NCBI's taxonomy places the organism in Eukaryota, Metazoa, Cnidaria, Anthozoa, Scleractinia, Pocilloporidae.
AUAUGGCGGUCGAGAACACGUGUUGGAUACAUGGUACAGAAUAACCUCAUGCUUAAUCCACGUAGUGGUUGAAUGGAGUGGAAAUUUUCUUUAGAAACAUUGAGUUAAGAUGGGAAUCCAGGGAUUACAGGAGUAUGUGGAAGCAAACUGCCCCACAGCUUGCCAGCAGGUCGAUCUGAAAGCUGUUCUUUAUGGGAAAAAAGUGAACAACACGGACAAGGCUCCGGUUCUGCUCGUCGACGCAAGGAGCUGUUUAAAACAUCUUUAUGGGCCCACUAUAGAUUGGGUUUGUGGAGGACAGUGGAAUGAAAUGUUGCGAAAUGUAGAAAACUUCACAAGAUCAUUUCGCCAACAGAAUAUCGAAAUUGUAAUUUACUUUGACGGCGAAGGCGAAUCAUCAAAGUUACAUCAAUGGAUCAAAAAUCAAAACGAAAAAAGACAGUUAACAAGGCAAAUCCUUAAUCAUGUCAUGAAAUUUAGUUGUUAUCCUGGAAAAAGACUAUAUUUUCCGCCACCCGUUGUGGACACGUGCCUUCGACUUGCAUUCCUCAGCUGUGGUGUCUCAGUGUGUACGUCUAUGGACGAUCUCCACAAAGAGAUGGCGACUUAUUGCCAAGGGGAGGAUUUCGCGGGUGUGAUCGGCCAUCAUGCAGAUUUUCUUCUCUUUGACGUUCCGAAUUAUUUUUCCGCCGAUCACAUAAAAUUUUCCAAGAAAGACAUUACUACGAUGCGAUUCAACCGGGAAGCAGUCCUGAACGAACUGAAACUGCACCACGAUCGUCUAGGAUUGUUCGCUAGUUUGCUAGGUACGCCUUUUAUUCCAGAAGACAACCUUGGUUCAUUCUACUGGAAUCUUUUAGGUCCGGAUCAUCCCUUAGCAAAAGUACAGGUGAAGGAAAAGCAUCAGCCCAUCUUCCCAGCAAAUGACAUCAUUAUCUCAAGUGUUAUUAAUUUUGUAAGGAAUCUAGCAGAUGUGUCAAACCUGCCAUGGAUUGCGCGUCAAGUCUUCCGAUCAGAGAACGUUGACCUGGCAGAAAUCGCUGAAAAACUCAAGAAAGCUGUAGAACAUUAUUCAAGCUCCCAAAGUGUUGAAACUGUGGUGCAGUCUUCUGAUAUCGGCCCAGGCCGAAAACAAAAUGAACAUCAGUAUCAAAAGAUGUGGCAACACUGGCAACAGCACCAAUUUGUUCCAAAACCUGUUACUCCACCACAAAAAAACACAGCAGUUGUUCUACCACAAAGUAAUGACAGCACAAAGCAAAUUCCAAAUAUCACAGAUCUACAGCAGAGUUUAUCUGCACUUCAAGUUCAAGACUCCCCAGAAGCAUCUGUCAUGCAUUCAUUGCCAUUAUCGCCCCCAGGGGACCCCCAAGACUUGCAAGGUACUAUACCACCUCUUUCACCUCAUCAAGAAGGCUCCUUACUCACCCAUCCCCCAGUAUCGCCAUCAUCAGUGCUCCCCACCCCACCAUCCUCAUCAGAAACAUCACCAAUGGUGUGCAAAACUGGUAAAGGAGCUGCUGAUCAUUCAUCCUCUGCUGAAAACAUGAAAGAAAAAGAAAAAGAGCCCACAGUUAAAGGAGCUGUCCCAGGUAUGUCGCAACGUGUACUAGAUGUCACGUUACAGCUUCUUCAAAAUGGGAGAAUGGUAGAAACAGUGUACCAUGUUCUUACAAAAGCAGAAAUCACAGUUGACACAACUAUUGAAGAGGAGCAGUUGCCAGAAAGAAUCCCCUCAGCUCUGCUUUUCCGUAAAGUGCGUCAGAGGGUUUAUGGAAUCCUUUUUGACUUAGCCUCCAAGAAGAAGGAUGGUGGAGUUGAUAUGAGCUCCUUAGCAGUCAAGGAAUGGUGUGUCUAUGGUUACAGGAGGUUAGAUGAUCCUGAUAUCGUGGAGCCACUAGCACUUGACUGGGAUGUGCCACCUGUUGAAAGACUCUGGUUCAGCAAGGGAGCAGCUGCAGACAACAACAGGCUCAAGGCUUUCUUGUCAUGUUUGAUGAGUGACACGCCUAGUAUGACCCAGACUGUAAUUGUACCCAAGAGAUUAGUGAUCCUUUGCUGUGUUUUAAGGUAUCUCAUGUCACAUGGCCGUUUGGUGUUGUCAGCACGGGAGCUUGAUGCUUUCCUCGCCCAAUCUCUGUCUCCUCAUUUAACAACAGAGUGCAAUGCUUCGAACUUAAGAGAAAUCAAGCUCCAGCGCGUAGAUGCACGUGCAGUGCAGCUUGCCUCCAUUUUUAUGCGCGGUGUUCAAGCUGCCAUUUUCGCCAAUGAUGCUUGUGCUGUGCCUAUCCCAUGGGAACUUGUUUGUCCAUGGAAUUACUUUGAUGGAAAACUUUUCCACAGCAAAUAUCUAAUGGUGACAGAAAAUGCCUCACUUCUUGAGCUGUGUGAUGGAAAGAGUGGACGAGUAGAAAAGCUUCAGAGAAUGAGAUGGUGCAUCACGGAAGGUUUACCUCAAGACUUUAGUCUCAACCCUGGUCUGCCAUCUGCUGGAUUGUUACCACAUUUUCCAGGUCAUCGCGGUGAUGGCUUGCUCCCCACACCAGUGCCUUUUGCUUUUGGCCCCGUACCGCCUGCACUUCAAAGUGUCCCGGUGCCAAACUUCUUUCCAGCUGGAGCCAAUAUCCCACAUCACAUGCAAGCGAUGGGCACAAACUUGAGGCGUGGACGUGGCCCUAACAGUAGGCAGCCCGUAUCUGGAUUGGGAGGCCAGCUAGAAGUGGCCGGUGUUCCUAUUGCUCGCUGGUCAGGUAACAAAGCAGGGCGUGGCUACAAUGACAAGGAUCGGAUCGUGGUUGGAGGUCCAUCCAGUGUGGAGAUGGGCAAACUUGGCAGACGUGGGCGUGGCAGUCUUUGGAGUGCCCGUGGUAAACGCGGCGGAGGUGCUGGUACCCGAAAUGUGACUUGGGCGGCGGAAGUUGAUAAAGAAUACGACAGAAGCAUUGGAUAUGUGGAACAACCAACAAAACCGAAGAAGGCGACAAAUAUUAGUCAGGUUCGAGAGGGAGGGGAUGGUGGAAACGACAUUCCCAUCAUGAAUCGUGGACGUGGUGACGGCGGAAAUGACUUAGAGGCGCUCAGUGCGGAUGGAUUAGCGACAGGACUUCCCAUGCACGGAGCAUUGCAUCCACAUAAUCUUCCUGGACAGAUACCUGGCAUGCCUCAGUCCCCACAGAUGCAGUUUAACGGGCAACCAUACAGUUCACACUCACCAGAGAUGACAGGUCUACCAGUAGGACCAGGUCUCGACAAAGCACCAGGUGGUCAGGUUCCCCCAAUUAUCCUGGCCAAACCUGGCGACAUCCCUGCAAGCUUAGGGAGGGGAAGAGGAGUGAGCGCAGGAAUGGCUGGAGAAAUGCCUCCAUUUAAUGCGCAAUCAGAAAUUGUUGAAUCUGGUGGAAAAGGAAGAGGUUGGUGGUGGGACAAGCAGCAACAACAACAGCAGCAGCCGCAGCAGCAGCAGCAGCCACCCCCUUGAAUUAACAAUCAUCACACAGUUCGCCAAUCUCAUAUCAUGCUCGACUGAGACAAAACCCUCUUUAGUGACGAUGUUUUCCUGCCAGUCUACUGCCUGUAUUGGUUGUAAGAAGAAAGGCUUUGAAGUUAUGAUAACUCGUAUCUCUCUAAUGCUGCAUUUAUUCUAAGGUGAAAUCAGGGGUUUUUACAGGUGCAGGUUACUGGGGGUUUACUUCCACCUCUUCGACCUCCUACCGCUGUCUGUUUAGCCUGGAAGAAGGCUCUCGUGUUUGGGUUUCGCCUUAACCCUUUAACUCCCAUGAGUGACUAAGACAAAAUUUCUCCGUACAAUAUCAAUACAAUUUCAACCAGAUAAGUAGUGAGAGUAAAGAAAAUUAUCGAUUUGGGGAUAAUUAGUUGGUCCAAUACUUAAUUCUAUGAUCUAACAUUGUAUGGUUGGCGGUAUGGAGAAUUACAAAUUUGAUCUGGGAGUUAAGAGGUUAAGGCCCCCUUUACAGGGCACAGCUGCCCAUCACACCAUUGGCAGGUGGAGAAAAGCAUUGAAACCCCUUUAAAAUACGAAUUGGAUGAAAAUUCCAUGAAAUAUGCAAUACUUAUUAACAGCAGGCAUUUUCUCAUCGCUCCACGCUUUGUUUACGUUUUUUCCAAGUUGAAUUUUUACACAGUUUUCCUUUCCAUGAUCAGAGAAGAGAAUAUUAAACAUUUAAUUGAUAUUCUGUAGAUUUAUCUUGUCAUCGGUAAGCAUUUCAAUGUUUAUAAUUAUUUUGGUCUGACAAUCUUUUUCGCAUCAAGAAUGAUGGAAAACGGUAAGUGGUUGGUGCGGAAAAGAACGACAAUCGGCCAGCCGACCCUCAUGUCAAACGUAGGCAAGUUUUGAAACGAUUUGUUGUGGUUCUUAUGGUUUCCCUUUAAUGAGAAUUUGUAGAUGAAAUAGAAAUUUUUCCUUCUAAGUAGGUUUAAAAAGCACGUUUCAUUUUUGCGACAAAUGAAAAAGAUGCCUCUUAGUUUGUUAAAUGCAACUAAAACUGGUUAGAAUGUGGAAACCAGGGAAGGGGUGGGCGGGUCGGUUUGUCAAGGGAAUUGCAGAAACUGCAUAAAAAGAGAAAGAAAAGCCGCAAGUUUAUAUUCAAUUGUUAAAGAAAUUUAUGUGCUACCAACUUCGCAAGGGUUUUGAUGUUAACUUAACAACUGGAUUAAAAUUAAAUUUUUUUAUCAA